This is a messenger RNA of Phytophthora sojae, 2517 nucleotides long. RefSeq lists its product as hypothetical. The record is from RefSeq and is a predicted model, not a curated record. The coding region runs from base 1 to 2517 and encodes 838 amino acids. The transcript has a single exon. Lineage: Eukaryota; Oomycota; Peronosporomycetes; Peronosporales; Peronosporaceae.
AUGGACUCGCGCGCCGGAUCCCUCUACCCGGACCACCACUCGCCUCGUUUCCGCUUCCCCGAAGUCCGCACUCUCAAUGCCAAGCACCUGGUGAUGACGACCGAGCUCGACGUCAAAGCCUCGCGUCGGUGGAGCUGGUCCAAAGCUUGGGGGUGGCUGGCUGAGCUCAGCUCGCUGCCAUGGUUCGGCUGGCUCUUCGUCUACGCGUUCGUGCAGUUCUGCUUCUCCGUGACUCGGAGCCUCGCGCUGCGCUCGCUCGUCGACAUGUAUGGGACUGCGGAGGACUACACUGUAGGCGUAAAAUCCGCCGCACUGAGUCUUGGAUUUCUCGAGGAUUUUAUCUGCACCACGUACUUCGUCUGCGCGUUGUGGAUUUUCGACACCUUGCUACGUGCAGCUACCGAGAAAUUUACGAUAAUUGGUGGGUUUUCGGUGGAAGUCGUCGCUGUAGCAGCCAAGUUUGCAGUUUCCUGGCUGCUGUUCUUCACUAUGGUGGCGCCUUUCAUCGCGGACAUGAUGCUCGUGGUGUAUCGCGAUAUGAGAUUCUCGUUCGCUCUGCUGGCUACGUUGGUCAGGGAGAGAGAUCACCUGAAGGCUGCGCCGAUUUCAGGAGAGGAAAUCCACAGUGGCUACAGCGUUGCAGUUGGGCUGGUAACCGUCUCAGCGUUAUUCGCCAGUGUGCGUACGUGGGCUCCUUGGGGCGAUCUUGCUCGCUGGAACCCGACACAGAUUGUGCCGAGUUCUGCAAGCUUGCAACAGAGGACGAAAGUAUCUACGAACAAGACUUCUGGCGGUGCCAAGUACGUGGAAGUGGCUCUAGAGGAAGGCGACAAGGACGAUGAAAAGCAUCAGGAGAAUGCCGACAAGGCUGUGUACUAUCAGGCUAUGCGAGUUGCUGUUGUUCUGCUCGGACUUGUAGUCGUGCCCGUCAUCACAGUUGGAAUAUGCUGUGUUUGCUCACCUCUAGUGGCGUACUCAGCUCUGAACGCGACGCUGAACGAGUUUUUCCUCCACGCCUUCCAGCCAGCGCCGAUUGCUAUCGAGCUUUCAAGCACGAAUGGGAACCUUCCGUGGGUGGAGAAGUUCGUCGACGAGUCCGAGUUGCACCAUCGCUUUGGAGACAACACGCUUUAUCGACGGACCACAGGAUUUACUGGAGACCUCGCCUUCAACGUAACUAUCGACAGCGACAACCCACCGAACGUGCUGGUCAUCGGAGUGGAGUCCUUCCGGUUUCGAGAUUCCCGGUACCUCGUCGGAGAUGAAGACCCUUCCAACCUGUUCAAGGGCACGAAUUUGACGAUUACCCCCAACUUCGACCGGUGGGCAAAGCGCGGCGUUGCUCUUCGGAACAUUUGGUCCAGUAUCCCAACGAGUCGUUCACUGGAGAGUGUGCUCUUUGGGCAAGUUCCGUACAACAGCAACGUGCAGAGUGGAAUUACUGGGGGGAGGAAACACACCGCGCUUUCAGGCUUGCCGCAGCUCUUCAAAGAGAAAGGGUACGAAACCUACUUCACCACGGGAUCUUCCAUUACGCUGGACGACUGGAACGUGUUCCUUCCUGCACAUGGCUUCGACGUUGUUUGGGACGACAGGAAAAUGUCGAGACUGGCGGAGCGAGAUCUGAAUAUCACUCGGGUACAGUUGCAUGGCGAUGAGCACCGAGGCUUUGGCUGGGGUGUGCAUGACGACUUAAGCUUCCAGCUCGUCGGUGACUUGAUCGUGGACAAAGUAAAGAAACAAAAGGAGCUAGCAGCUAGCGACGGGACCAGGAAGCCGCUGUUCCUGACGCAUUACACCAUUUCCAGCCAUGAACCAUACGACUCAUCGCCGAGAUGGUACGCCGAGUCCGCCAAGCCAGACUUCUCGAAGAUGUACCGAGGAGAGCAGCACGCCGACAAGAUUAAAGAUUACCUGAACCUAAGGCACUUUACCGACAUGGAGCUGGGAAAAUUCAUGGAUCGCAUGGAAAAGGAGGGAAUCCUCAGCGACACCAUUGUGGUUAUCGUGGGGGAUCAUGGCCAAGCGCCUGAGAUUAGCAACGCUAACGUCCACGAAGAAUCGGUCACGCGUGUUCCAGCGGCUAUCAUCGCUGAAGGGCGACUGGGGGAUGCUGUGGGGCUUGUGAUUGACGAUGCCGCCGAGCAGUACGAUAUGCUCAACACACUCGCGGACAUCACAGGGUUACCCCAUAGAGGAUUCGUACAGAACGGCGUCGGUCGCUCCCUGAAGCGGAGAAGUUCGGUCGGCGAGCGCGCAGUGUUCAGCAACGACCCACUACGCAAGAUGGCGGUUGUUCGUGGGCACCAGCGACUUCGCUACGAUGCAGUGACGAACAUGAUGAUGCUGCACAACACGGAGACGGACUAUCACAUGACGACAGAUUUAUUACCGGGACUCUCGACGGAGGAGCAGGCCGAGUGGGAGAAGCUUCGAGACGAUGGACGUCGCAUUGCUGCGUAUUAUAUGAAGCGUUGGGAUGAGAACUGUCUGCUGUCUGUCAAGUGCAGCACCUGA